GAGUAAAAGUUUUGUGGAUGAAUGGGUCUGUAUAGCCUUGCUAUUCUCGUUCCAUUCAUUCAUCCAAUCCUUCCUUGAUUUUAAAAACCGCCCUGUCAUCACAAAAGCGAGCAUUAUACAGCAUGCAAUCUCGACGAAUAUGGUCUACAUUUUUCCCCACAAAAAUGUUCUUUAUCUGAGCUAUGUUACACCGUCCGGACACGACUCUGGAGGCCCGGGUCUGGAGGACUUAUGAUAUCUCGCUGAUGAAAUACGACUGACGGAAAUAAACACACAGGAUAGCCGACAAUCAAAAUGAUCUGGUUCAAUUUGUAUCCUUGUCGCCUGUUUUAAGUGGUAAUCGAAUCGGGUUUGGCGUUUUUUUCGUCGCUAUUGUUAAAGGGCCUCCAGUUUUGAAGCGCCCCGAUAAGAAGUUGAUCUUGUUUAUUGGGAGCUGCUAUUCUGAAUACACUAUAUUGCCCUAGGGGUGUGCUAUUAACGUCAUCGCAUGGAUUGCUUUAAUUGAUUGAAUUGUGUUUUCGCUAAAUAACUGACUGAAAGUAUAUCCAUGAUAAUUAGAGCCUUCCACAGGACCGGGCAUAUACGUAUUAUUCAUCAGGUUUAUAAGGAGAUAUAUCAGAAAUUGAAUCCAUGAUAUCAUUAUAAAAUGACCGAUCACGCUGCUACCGAGGUGAAGCCCUCGACGAAGAGUUCGACCACGGCCUCGUCUCCUGGAUAUCUCGAAGCAGAAGAGAUUCGACUCAUAUGGUGCUCCCAUAUAUUUAACGCAAUCCUAUUCUGUGCGUGCCUCGGAGCUGUUUGUAUCUCACUUUGGGUAUGGAUUGAACUUUCAACUUACGAGUCACGUGAUGGAAUCAUCGCUCUGAUUGGUCCACUCUAUUACGUAGCGAACUUUACCCCACUUGCCGAGGGUGGCGCUGUAUUCUUCAUCAUAGCCGUAGGUGCCAUAGGACUCUGUUUUAAAUCCCGGUGUACUCUCGUAUGGUAUUUUGGAAUGCUCUUUCUCUUAUGCAUGCUUUCAGUGGUCAUUGCAAUAAUCUCAUUUGCCUUAUAUUUCGAGUUGAGCGACACUCUGAAAACUUCGAUGGCUGAUAAAAUAGAAUCUUACUACUCGACAUCGGGCAUGGAAGAUAUCACACAAUACAUCGACGUUAUUCAAAAAGAGUUCCAUUGUUGUGGAUCAAUGGCAUACACCGACUGGAAUUCAUCGACCUGGAAACAAGACAACUCGGGCUGGAUACCGUCCACGUGCUGUGUUAGAACGAAUGCGACGUCGUCAUCGUCAUCAUCGUCGAUCUCGUCAAGGAUCAUCAACGCAACUGCGUGUACAAACAGCAGUGGAGAAGCCGGCAUCUUUCCGAAUAUGUACAUGUACUCAAGAGGGUGUCAUACGUUAAUCAAGGAUCCAGUAGAAACACCCAUUCUUAUAUUGGGUGGCGUAAGUGCAGCUCUCUUUCUUAUACAACUCAUCAGUCUCAUCUUCCUCAUCAACCUUCUGCGGAGGAUGGGGCCGAGAUCGCCGGCGCAGAUGAAGUUUAGCGAUCGGGACACAGCCCGCGAGACUCUGGACAAACUUGACUACUGGCUCGACCGGGAAGCCGAAGAGAUCAAGCGGCAGAGUGCCAAAAGGAAGAAAAAGAGUCCAAAAUCCUGAGUCCAACUCAAAGACGUUGAUAUCAGACAAGUAAUAAUCGAACAGUACUGCAACGAAACUGUGGAAGGGAAUUCUCUUCCUUUCCCGACAAUUCUAUAUUGUUGUCUUUUCGCUCCAUGUAUUUUUCGGUGAUGACGUCGUAUAAACCGUUACCGACUGAAGAACCCAUGAACCUGCACAUCGGAUCCGACUCCGGUCCGGUAGAUAGAACGAUUCAUAAUAAUUGAAACGAAAUGUUCAUGAAAGGAAUUUUCUCUCCCCCCGACAAGUCUAUUCUGUCGUUCUUUCGCUUAAUCCAUGAUGGAUUUCUCGGUGAUGACGUCGUUCAAACCGUUACCGACUAAAGAACCCAUGAACCGUGCACAUCGGAUCCGGUCCCGGUCCGGUAGAUUGAAACGUAUUAUUCACGCACUCUUUCUCUCAGUGAUCGGAUAGAGGACCGGGUGACCCAGAUCGGAUUGCGUGCCACAGACAGUCGUAAGCUGUCGGUGUUUGCCUCGAUCCGACGUCGAGAAGGGGAUGCGGUGCAUGAUGGGACAUUGUGAUUGGAUAUUUCUAUGUAAGUGCUCACACUCUUCCCAGAAUCCACGAAAUUCCGGGAAGUUUUCCGGGAAGAUCAUUUCCGGGAAUGAUAUUAUUUUCUGAAUAUGUCAAAAUCUAUCACAAAAUUGGAUCUUUGUAAUUAAAAUGACACAGAUUUUUGCUCGCUUGCUCGCAACUCUUCAAAAAUUUUACCCGAUACGUCAUAUUUUGCCCCCUCAUUUUGUUUUGCUCAUCGCGGCACUGGGGCCUUUUUUGUGUAUAGAAGAAAAUUAUACAAUCCUUGAUUUUUUUGUGAAAUUCCAGGAACUUUCAGAGUAAAUUCCAGUUGCGGCCGCACAGAAACGUUGUUAGCGUAACAGAACGCUAAUAGUAGGGCCAGUCACAUCUUUCACGGGCGACAACCGCCUAGACGCAUUGUUUUCACUAAGAGAGUACUAACAGUAGGCCUAUCGGUAUCGAUAAAUUCACAGAAACUUAGCCGAAUUCCUAAUAAUCUAACAAUAAAAGGCCCAGCAGAAGCUAACAGUGGUGUUAAUGUUAAUACAAAUCACUAACAGUGCCAAGGGCACCAAUAGUGACGAUGUUAGUGAAUAAUUUCUCCCUUUAAAACUUGUCUCCCUUUCUUAUACCAAGUAAUUUAAAAUAGACCUCGACGGAAUUAAAGGGGUAUUCCGGGCCCACACAACAUAUGAAUAAAUGGAGUAAAAUUAGAUGAGCAAAUUGCUUAAAAUUAAUCAAAAUCUGAUUAAAAAAUAAAAUUCUUGAAUAUUAACAAUUUAACACUAUAUUUUGCAAAUGAUAUUACUGAGCAGCAUGUGGCCAUGAAUAUGCAAUAAAUGGAACGAUGAUGCCAUAUCCUCUAGCUCUUUCCCCUUUUUCUGAUUAUUGAAAUGAACUCGUAAUUGUCUCAAAUGUGUGUAUGUCGCCCGAGUAACAAAAUGAUGAUCUUUGAAGCAAUAUUCUGGGUGGACAAAAUUUAAAUAAGCCUAACUUUGUAUGAUGCAACAGACCCUCAUUGCAUAUUCCUGAAGACAUGAAUAUAAAUUUCACCGAAAUAGGACCUAAUGCAAAAUUGUAAGAUACCAUAAUUUUUUGUAUUCAUUUCUAAUUUUUAUCAAUUUGUCAGUGUUUUGUUUGUCUCAUUUUACUGUUCAAACCUUAUUAUUUUCUUCAGCCUGGAGUACCCCUUUAAGAAUGGGUAUAUAGCGGGGGAUAUUGAUUAGUUCCAAGAUAAUUAUGAUCCUUUUCAUCAAGAUGUUUUUCUUCCAAGAUACAUCAUUAUUUUAAGUGUUUGAAGACAUUUUUAAGAAUAGACCUUACAUUAGAAAGAAGAACAAUAGCUGAUGAAAUUUAUCGCAUGAUAAUCAUCAAUGGCAAAUACUCUAUCAUGAGCAUGAUGAGUGAAGUCUGUGAAGAGCAUUUUCAAACAAAAGAAACUGAUGAAAAGUGGGAUUGCAUUUUCUUUGGGUACAGAAUCUCCAUCGUAAUAUCGUGAUAGGCUAAUUUUCUUGAUCUUUUUAAAGCUUAUUCGAUAUUUUUUAAAAAUUAAAUUAGUAAAUAUAUAUUAACUACUUGUUGUCAUUUCAUGUUUAAAAUGUAAUAAGGAAAAUUUUGUAGGCCUAUUUAAAAAUAAAUUACAUUCCUUUACCCUUUCCUAGACAAGAUUUUAAACUUGUAGGAUGUGCAAAUAAUCAUAACUAAAUCUUAAGUUAAAUCUAGAUCACUACGCACAAAUUAAAGAUUUUGCCUAACUCAAAUACCCUAACAACACUCGCGCCUAACGGCGCCCUAACAGUGCUUUCUGUGCCUUCUCUGCGAUUAUUCUACCCAUGUUGUUAGAGCUGAUUUGUUAAUGAAUAAAUGAUAUACAGAUCGUUGAUCCCAGAUGUAAAUAAUGCAUUACUCUGACAUUAGCAAUCGCGGCGACAUUACCGGUUGUAACAGGGCCCUUUCUUAGCGUAGUGUUACGCUAACAGCGUUUCUGUGCGGCCGAUACAGGAUGUUUCGUUUCGAAAAGUAGAAGCACUGUGUGAGCAGAAGAUGAGAGUACUACCGUCCCAUGGUAAAAGGAAGCAACUCCGUGAAGUGAGUUUCUAUCAGUAAAAUGAGGAAAAUGCAUCAUAUUUUUAUGUGCUAUUGAAAUGUCUAUAUUUCCGAAAUUGAGGGCUCCAAUUCCUUAGCAUCAUGUAGAGCAUACAGAAAAUGUCCUAAAUUAAUAAGGUCAAUUUUGAAAUAAAAAAUCAGGGGUGCUAUUUUCUGUCAUUGGAUGCUUGGCAAAGUAGUCUAAAAUGCUAAAUAACACUGCCUUAAUAUCAUGAAUAUUUAACACUAAAACCGCCUCAUAGAGCCUGUUUCAUGAACAGUUACAACUUUGGUAAAUUUGCCAUAAUGGCAAAUUACCAUGCUAAAAGGCAGGGCUCAGUAGCCAAUCAAAAUCGAAGCUCCUGUUUAUGAUAGUUAUCAUAAUAACAAAUUUAUCAUUUAUGAAGAGGCUACGAGGACAAUUAUUUAUUAUUUGGCAGAUAUUCGAAUGACGUAAAAAGUAAUAUUCGAAUGCCGAUCGGUGGAAAGUCAUUUGAAUAAUUCGAAUAUUUGCAGUUCCAAGACAGAUCUUUACCGGAAUAUCAAUAACUGAAAUUCUGAUUUAUUUGAAAAUAUUAAUAUAUGGAACUUGCCUCUAAAGUGAAAAUAGAUGCCAUGCCUUUACCGGUUUAUGUAUCACAUAAAUCUGGACUCCUAUUCAAGUGAAUAGACUAAAAAAAUAAUAUCAAUACUAUAAAAGUUUCGAUAUGAUAUUAUAUGACUAAACUUUCUAUUCGGAAAACUCACUCCCAAUUAUAAUAUAUUAUAUGACUAAACUUUCUAUUCGGAAAACUCACUCCCAAUAUGUUUCAUUGAUUUUGCAUGACUGAAAUUUAAAAAGAUAUGAGAGUUCGAUUUCAUAUACAUGUUAAAAAUUUGAACUUGAAGUUAAAGUUAUGUCUAUAGAAUUGCUUAUCCAUGUACAACUAUUCGCCAUUGACACUUCAAAUAUUUAAACACUGUAACAAUUCACUUAUUUUUAUAUGUUUUAAUUAUACUCAAUACAUUGUUUACCAUUAUCAACUUUUUGUAUUCUUGUCAGUAGUGAUUAUGACUUUCACAAUAUCCGAAUAAAUAUUCACUGCAUUUCGUCGGUGAAGAAUGAUUAUUUACUAAUCAUAA
Messenger RNA from Lytechinus pictus (painted urchin), 5401 nucleotides. Its product is annotated as CD151 antigen-like. The coding region runs from base 647 to 1654 and encodes 335 amino acids. The transcript is spliced from 8 exons. The record is from RefSeq and is a predicted model, not a curated record. Lineage: Eukaryota; Metazoa; Echinodermata; Echinoidea; Temnopleuroida; Toxopneustidae. Gene Ontology annotation, cellular component: plasma membrane.